UUGUAUGUAUUUGUCCCAGCGCCGGAGGCUGCCCCAGCCGCCCGCGCGGGUGCCGCCGCCGCCGCCAGUGGAGUUGCCUCCCUGCUUCCCUAGGGUGGUUAGGCUCCACCAAACAUGUCGGCUCCUGUCGGGCCGCGGGGCCGCCCGGCUCCCACCCCGGCGGCCUCUCAGCCGCCCCUGCAGCCCGAGAUGCCCGACCUCAGCCACCUCACGGAGGAGGAGAGGAAAAUCAUCCUGGCCGUCAUGGAUCGGCAGAAGAAAGAAGAGGAGAAGGAGCAGUCGGUGCUCAAAAAACUUCAUCAGCAGUUUGAAAUGUACAAGGAGCAGGUGAAGAAGAUGGGAGAAGAAUCACAACAGCAGCAAGAACAGAAGGGUGAUGCCCCAACCUGUGGUAUCUGCCACAAAACUAAAUUUGCUGAUGGAUGUGGCCAUAACUGUUCGUAUUGCCAAACAAAGUUCUGUGCUCGUUGUGGAGGUCGAGUGUCAUUACGUUCAAACAAGGUUAUGUGGGUAUGUAAUUUGUGCCGAAAACAACAAGAAAUCCUCACUAAAUCAGGAGCGUGGUUUUAUAACAGUGGAUCUAACACACCACAGCAACCUGAUCAAAAGGUUCUCCGAGGACUGCGGAACGAGGAGGCGCCUCAGGAGAAGAAGGCAAAACUGCAUGAGCAGGCCCAGUUCCAAGGACCCUCAGGUGACUUAUCUGUACCUGCAGUGGAGAAAAGUCGAUCUCAUGGGCUCACAAGACAGGAUUCUAUUAAAAAUGGGUCAGGAGUGAAGCACCAAAUUGCCAGUGACAUAGCUUCAGACAGGUAA
Prionailurus viverrinus (fishing cat) is the source of this 816-nucleotide messenger RNA. Its product is annotated as regulating synaptic membrane exocytosis protein 2-like. Gene Ontology annotation, cellular component: cytoskeleton of presynaptic active zone; presynaptic membrane. The transcript is spliced from 3 exons. The coding region runs from base 115 to 816 and encodes 233 amino acids. Gene Ontology annotation, biological process: regulation of membrane potential; intracellular protein transport; calcium ion-regulated exocytosis of neurotransmitter. The record is from RefSeq and is a predicted model, not a curated record. Gene Ontology annotation, molecular function: small GTPase binding; transmembrane transporter binding. Lineage: Eukaryota; Metazoa; Chordata; Mammalia; Carnivora; Felidae.